AUGUUCCACAACAGACAGAAUCAAAAUUCCGAUGUCAUAAAAACACCUGCAGAUAUAGAUAGACUAGUAGCUGAUAUGAACAGAUUGCAAGUACCCAAAGAACUUAAAAAGCUCAUAGUUUAUGUCUAUGAAAGAAAAAUAUAUGGCUCCCAGGAUGCUAUCUCCAGAGAGUACUUAAAUUUUUGCCUUGCUAGCUACUUUAUCUUAAAGACUGAUCAGUAUGAGAGUUUGCUUAGCGACCUGCAGCUUAUGCCUAUGCAGCGUUUUAUUCAGAAAACUGUUGACCUUCUCUCCUUUAGGCCAGGUUUACAUAAAGAGGUACUAGACUUCAUUGAAAUAAAAUAUGAAGCUUUUCCAAAGCAGGCCAGAGAGAUAACUUUGCUAUUGGAUGAUGUUGAAAUAACUCCAGGGUUGACAGGGAUUGCUGGUAAUCUUUAUGGCAAUGUGGAUGAUGGUAUAUCCCAUAACCAUACCCCUGCAAAGUAUGUCACACAAAUCUGGAUCAGAUCACUAAUAGCUUCAGAUUGCUUCGAUCUAUUGGCCUACUAUUUCACUAGCCAACAUGCUACAGCAGAACAACUGAAAAACUAUAUUUUUGAAUGCAUCACUAAGUUACAAGCUAUUAACCUAGAUGUUGUUCUGGUGAAUACAAAGCUGAAAUCUAACUUUUGGGAAUUGUCAGAGUUAUUGGGAAUAGGUCCCCAAAAACAAACUUUCAAGGUGGAAAACAAGGAAGUAGUUUUCAUUUUCGAUGCGCCUCACAUGAUGUGCGUGACACGUAACAACUUACAAAAGCACUAUUUAAAGAUGGAGGAUGGAGGUACAACCUCCUGGGAACAUAUAAAAACGUUUUUUGUCAAGGAGUCUGGAAGCGGCCAGAAAAAGACACCACUGACCGCAGUUCACAUCGAACCUCAUAAGUUCGAUCGUAUCACACCAAGUUUAGCUAUAGAUGUGCUAAGCAACACUGUAUACACUGAAAUGAAAUCGUAUGUCGAAUCUGGAAAAUUACCCGAAGAAGCUUUGGCUACUGUACAAUGCAUCACUUUAUUUGACAGAGUGGCUUUGAUGCCCGUUGCGGUACGUAAUUUCCAAGUAGAUGGAAGUAGCUCCCGUGAACUUUCAACAGACCUGGCCUCGUGAUGGUCUCCAUAUCCUGCAUUGGUAUUGCCUGAAGAACAUCCAAUGUCACGGCCUUACCCUUGCUGGACCAUCCAUUGGCUCGAGCUGCCGCCUUGAAGAUCUGCAGAUAGUUCGGCCUGCUCGUCUUGCCAUCGAGUGUUGGAGGUUAUUUGAUGUGUUGAAUUCAAAGUAUGCAGUGGCUAUUAAUGAGUACGCUAGUGGUUACAAAGGAACAAAAUGGCAGAAAGAAUAUCUAGAAAAGGCAAUGAAAUGCCUCGAAGCUUUAAAAGUCGUAGGUACCAAAGGCGAAGACAAAACUGGUGAAGUGAAAUUUACCAAAGCUUGGUUGACCACCAUAAGGGGUACUAUGAAAGUUUGGGAGAUCAUUAAAGAGAAAGAUCACCCAUAUUUGCUUACUAGGCACAUGAACACCGAACCAUUGGACGCAUUCUUCAAGGCACCUAGAGUGUUUAACAGGAAUCCAAUAAACCCUUCUGAAUAUUUCCAUUAUUACUUUGCAUCAUUUCUUCGCACAUAUUUUUCAAUGAAGCUUAAUCUGGUGAAACACACAGAUGCGGAAGAGUAUGCGCGUGUGGUUUAUAAAAGGAUUCCGGCAGUUCGGCACAAUUUGGACACUCCUCUCCAACGGAUGGAACAGAGACCGACCAGUUGGGAAUUUCUAGUAAUCAAAUCCCGUCUUCAGGCGGUGUGUGACGAGCUAGGCCUUAACCGCAUACCUAUAUCGUUUUAUUAGCGGGCUCUGUAAAAUAAUUAAAUAAAGUGAACCUUUAUGUUACAUGAAUCACUGUGUGUGGCUGAUUCAGUUUCAGCGAAGAGAGGUGUCUCUCGUCUGUCGAGAAUAGCUUUAGUGCCAUACUAUCUAUCGUUAAACGUAAACAUAUGAUUUUUUUUACUUUGUUCCAUUGAUUAACGUACGAUUUUGUGUUCAAGUAUUACGUAUUUUCUUAGUAUUCCUAGUAUUAUUAUUAUUAUUAUUAUUAUUAUUACUAUUAUGUUUGUCGUUUUGAUGAUCACUUGGAUGUAAGAAAG
Messenger RNA from Acanthoscelides obtectus, 2172 nucleotides. The record is from the annotation of a GenBank genome assembly. NCBI's taxonomy places the organism in Eukaryota, Metazoa, Arthropoda, Insecta, Coleoptera, Chrysomelidae.